UGUACUAUACUCGAUCAUAUGAUUGAACCUCAUUUGUGUUACGUUCACGAAGUAUUUCCAUCGACAGCAUGGCGUCCGUUAUCAAAGACACGGGAGAAAUUUGGACUAGACUCUUUGAACAUCGACCAUUUAUCCAAGGAGAAGUAACUUUUUUCUUAAGAGAAUUUCAGGAAAAGAGAGACGACGGAGAAGUGGAAAGACUUUUCAAAAUUCUUGAAUAUUCAACGGAAUUAGACCAAAAUCAGUUGCCACGUGCUGAACAACUUGGAGAUUGUCAUUUACCAAGUUUAAAAGCAAACAUCGAUGUUGCACUUAGUAUGUGCGAACGAGUACUUCAGAGACAAGAAGAAUUUGAUAGUGAUUUUGCUUUGCAACAUAAUAGAGAAAUUCGUAAAGCGGAAUGGGAAAAGUUCAUAAAUGAUAUGAGCGACAAAUGUCAAAAAGUGGAUAAAGCCUUUCAGGACAAAGAAAACGAAAUCAAAGAAUAUUAUAUCGAUUUAGAAAAAAAGUUACAUAUUACACCUUGAUUUAAUUAAUAUUUUACAUUUACAGCUUCCAAAUAUUCUUAAAAUAAUUAUAAUAGUGCCACG
Vespa crabro (European hornet) is the source of this 590-nucleotide messenger RNA. It is a transcript of the gene Muted, whose product is annotated as biogenesis of lysosome-related organelles complex 1 subunit 5. NCBI's taxonomy places the organism in Eukaryota, Metazoa, Arthropoda, Insecta, Hymenoptera, Vespidae. The record is from RefSeq and is a predicted model, not a curated record. The transcript has 4 exons. Gene Ontology annotation, cellular component: BLOC-1 complex; transport vesicle. Bases 69 to 527 code for a protein of 152 amino acids.